Molecule: messenger RNA, 1750 nt
Organism: Owenia fusiformis
Lineage: Eukaryota; Metazoa; Annelida; Polychaeta; Sabellida; Oweniidae
Source: the annotation of a GenBank genome assembly
CGCUGGUAGGUCACACCUAUCACAAGCUCUCAUAUAUACAGAGAGGAACGUUCACAUUACUCGAAACGUGAUUGAAGUCAUAAAAAUCUUAAUUGAGUAUAGUUUUGCGGAAUAGAGACAUUUCAUUUAUUUCAUCUCUCAUUUCAGAUUAAGAGAUGGAUCUGGUAAACCCUUUUACUGCCCUGUUGGUGAUAUGGUUAGCAGUCGUCACAGCAAUUCAAGAAGAGAAGAAAAUGGACCCAAACUUGAGCGGAUUGGUCUAUGGGAAACGUAUGAAUCCAGACAUCAGUGGGCUCGUCUUUGGAAAAAAGAAACGUUUUGACCCUGCCAGUAGCGGACUUGUUUUUGGUAAACGUUUUGACCCUGCAAGUAGUGGUCUUGUGUUUGGGAAACGCCCCUUGAAAGAUGAUAAGAAAAUGGACCCAAGUAUGAGUGGACUUGUCUUUGGAAAGAAAAAGCGAUUCGACCCAGCUAGUAGUGGACUUGUAUUCGGCAAACGAUUCGACCCGGCUAGUAGUGGCCUCGUAUUCGGCAAACGAUUCGACCCGGCUAGUAGUGGACUCGUAUUCGGCAAACGAUUCGAUCCAGCAAGUAGUGGACUCGUUUUCGGCAAACGAUUUGACCCAGCUAGUAGUGGACUCGUAUUCGGCAAACGAUUCGACCCGGCUAGUAGUGGACUCGUAUUCGGCAAACGAUUUGAUCCAGCAAGUAGCGGACUCGUAUUCGGCAAACGAUUCGACCCAGCUAGUAGUGGACUCGUAUUCGGCAAACGAUUUGACCCAGCUAGUAGUGGACUCGUAUUCGGCAAACGAUUUGACCCAGCUAGUAGUGGACUCGUUUUCGGCAAACGAUUUGACCCAGCUAGUAGUGGACUCGUUUUCGGCAAACGAUUUGACCCAGCUAGUAGUGGACUCGUUUUCGGCAAACGAUUUGACCCAGCUAGUAGUGGACUCGUUUUCGGCAAACGAUUCGACCCAGCAAGUAGCGGACUCGUUUUCGGCAAACGAUUUGACCCAGCUAGUAGUGGACUCGUUUUCGGCAAACGUUUCGAUGACGGAAGUCAUCCUACUCUAUUUUUCGGUAAAAAAUCAUCAGAAGAGAACUCAGCUGAAAGUAUUGAAACUGGUGACGAAUCAAACAUGAACGAUCUCACUGCUGAAGAAUAAAAAAUAUUACGUGCAGUUAGCUAUCUUCAAAUAUAUUUUUUCUAUAUCAAAUAAUUCGAACAAUCAAUAAUCUGAUUUUCUUUAAAUGGAAUUAUUUUGUUGAGGUGCAGCAUUAGAGGAUAGUUACAUUAGUCGAAUUCAGAUAUUACAUUAUUUAUUAGUGAUGGUUGUAACGUGAAAUUUAUUUUUAGCAAAAGUAAACAACUGAGCUAGAGAUUUUGCAGGCAUGUCAGUUGUGUCUUAUUUUGUAUCUCGCGAAAUAUGCUUAAAAUCAUCACUGGUGUACUUUUGCUAUACCUUAAGUUAUUUUCGAAUUUAUUGUGGUUUUCGCACUUGGGAGCUUGAAAUAGAUUCUCCAAGAAAUGUUUACUAAUUUGAACUGAGUAAAUUUGUGAUGAACACAUUCCUUAAUUAAUAUAAAAUGUACAACAUUUGAUGAGCUAUAAUUAGUGCAAUGAUAGCUUUGUUCAUUUGUAGAUAAUGUAAAUAACAAAUAUUACGGCGUGGAAAUAUCAAUUAUCGUGUUCACUGUAAUUGGAAGAAGUUCAAUAAAUUGAAGUUUCGCAAACUGAUUUUAAUCCAGA